CCACCCCAAACCUUUUUCCACCCCAUUUUCAGCCCAAUCACUUUUCUACUUCAGUCAUUUCUCCAGCCCCAUCACUAGCCAAACCCUUUUUCUUUCUAACCUGCCCAAAUCUCACCCUAGCCCAGCCUGUUUUGAGUCCAACCCCUUCCAAAGCCCAACCCCUUCCACCCCUGCCCUGCUAUAUGAGGCUGCUCUGAGCUGAAUGGGUGUACUUUAAUCACACAUAACACAGAACUUUAUUCACUUUGGAUACAGAGGAUAUUCCAAGAGGACCUUGUCUUAUUUUCUUUAAAACUGGUUUGAAAGUUUUUUUUUUCCCUUCCAACUUUUCUGAACUUCCACAUUUCUUGGAGGUCAAUUCCUGAAGUUGGUUGAAAAGUUUGUGCAGCUGGUUUAAGACUGCUGCAGUGAGUUCACGCUGAACUGAGGAGGAGAAUAACGGUCACCAAGCUCUCAAGAUGCCACGUUCGUUUUUGGUGAAGAAGUAUUUUACAAGCAAGAAGCCAAACUACAGUGAACUGGAGAGCCAAAAUGGUCCAAUCUCUGCCAUGGUACCAGAGCGCUACCCGCUUGCAGAACUACCAACCAAAGAAGACGGCUCCCUGGUGACCACCUACACUUCGGCUCUUGUAUGGACCACCAGUGCCCUUCCGCUUUCCUUCCCUCCUGCAUCCCCUACCACGCCAUCUUCCAUCGCACCACUGGACCUCAGUUCUCCAUCCAGCUCAGGUGAGGAAGACGAAGGCAGAACUUCUGACCCCCCGAGUCCGGAUCCAUCAGAUCGUUUCCAGUGCGCCCAUUGUGGGAUUUCCUGCAGCAGCCGUGCCGCACUUUCACGCCACCAGCUGUCGCACUGCAACGCAGGCACCAAUGCUAACCUGGUUGAAAAUUCCAACAUGGCUGACACUACUACAACAAGAGCCGCCUUCCGGUGCAAACACUGCCCUAAAGAGUACAACAGCCUGGGAGCUUUGAAGAUGCACAUCCGCUCACAUACGCUUCCGUGCGUCUGCACCACCUGCGGCAAGGCGUUUUCCAGACCAUGGUUACUCAGGGGACACAUUCGUACACACACCGGCGAACGUCCGUUCUCGUGCCCUCAUUGUAACCGGGCUUUUGCUGACCGCUCCAAUCUGAGAGCUCAUCUUCAGACCCAUUCAGAGGUCAAAAAGUACCAGUGUGGCACCUGCUCGAGAACCUUCAGCCGCAUGUCACUCCUGCACAAACACACCGUGUCCAGCUGCUGCCCGACCGCCUAGACGCUCACACACAGCCACCCAUCCUCCCACGCACCAUGGAGGUUAGCAGCGUUUAACCACCAUCCAGUUGACUGAGUCUGAUCCUGGCAUGGUGGAGGAACUCAGGUUAAGGGGCGAAGCAAAAAGUAUCUGCUGGAAUGAACCCGAAAAAAUGUUUCCUUAAAAGUGCCUUAUAUUGUGUUUCUUUUUCUUUGCUGGGUUUCAUACCAGACAAAUGUUUUCUUAACCCAGUUCGAUCAAGGUUAAGGGGUGUGUGUGUGUGUGUGUGUUCUGCAGUUGGACUAUGCGCCUCAUUCUCAAGAUGCCCGGCGGUGCCGGCUGGUCCGGCCCUUUCCUUUUUGCGUGCAGCUGCUGGUGUGUGUGUGUGUGUGUGUGUAUAUGUGUGUGUGUGUAUAUAUGUGUGUGUGUGUGUGUGUAAGGGGGGGGUUAUCUCUCACCAUGCUCCACACACUUUGCAACGAUGUAUUGGGACAGCUGUGUGAGCAGAGGUGGUGUGUCGACAGACGUUUCAGCCUGGUAGAGUUGAAAAACUUCUUCUUCACGCUGUCAGAUUGUACCAACACUCAUCCCUAACGCAUUUUAUUUCCAAACAUUUGUAUCAUGUUUCUGAAUGUGUAUUCUUUUUUUUUUUACUCGAAUAAAAUGUUAAGUGUGCACUAAAGUGUUGCAAAGCACAAUGUUACAGGAAGCGACAUUAGAGAAGAUGGACGGUUCUUUAAACAAUUUUUCCUUGGUGCCAUUGUUUAAAAUAUAAAAUAAAACUAUUAAAAAAAAUCCGUGUAAGGUAUGCAUUGAUGAUGAUGAUGAUGAUGAUGAUGAUGGAAACUGUUGAUUGUUCAGUUCAUCAGUGCCAAUAGUAAAAUGAAAGGAACAAAAUGUAAUGUUCUGAAUGGAACCAGCUUUAUCUGAAAAGAAGAAAGAAGCCAAAGAUCUGUUCCAUGAACUUUUUGUCUUUUGCAAAAAUGAAUAAAAUGCUGCCUGGGUCCAUGGACCCUCUUCAAGCCAUUGUGAGAUAUGACCUAAUCUGCCUGUACAUGUGCCUUUUCUUCUUCUUCUUCUUAAAUGUAUAUUUAUAUACAGUAUAUACAGUGAUCCUGUAACAAAGAUGAUCUACAAUUACUUUUUUUUUUAAUUCAGGUCCAUUGUAUCUAUCUCAAUUGACUUUUUUUUGUAUCUCCAUUUGAAGUGGGUUUUCAAUAAAC
This is a messenger RNA of Neoarius graeffei (lesser salmon catfish), 2461 nucleotides long. RefSeq names its product snail family zinc finger 1b (gene snai1b). The record is from RefSeq and is a predicted model, not a curated record. Lineage: Eukaryota; Metazoa; Chordata; Actinopteri; Siluriformes; Ariidae. Gene Ontology annotation, biological process: regulation of DNA-templated transcription. The transcript is spliced from 3 exons. Gene Ontology annotation, molecular function: DNA-binding transcription factor activity, RNA polymerase II-specific; RNA polymerase II cis-regulatory region sequence-specific DNA binding. The coding region runs from base 459 to 1259 and encodes 266 amino acids.